AUGAACUUAGAAGCCAUUCAUCGGUUGAUCGAGGAAGCACACGACUUCCAGAUGCAGCAGGCUUCAGCUAAAGCUCGCUGCUGCGAUGUGGAAGCUUCUGCAUCGCCCCCCAAGAACCCCGGAGGUUCUGGCUUUCCUCUUUCCGAACUACAGCCCCAUGCUGCCCCAACCCACGGUGGCCCCUCGCAGGCCUCCCCCAAGUGGGACUUUUGUGAAGAGCUUCGCCUGCGGGAACUCGAAGAAGUCAAGGCCAGAGCUGCCCAGAUGGAAAAGACCAUGCGCUGGUGGUCAGACUGCACCGCCAAUUGGAGAGAGAAAUGGAGUAAAGUUCGAGUGGAAAGGAACCUUGCCAAAGAGGAAGGAAGGCAACUAAGACUAAAACUAGACAUGGUAAUGAAAGAAUUGAGUGUCCUGAAAAAGAAGCAAAGCCUGUCACUUCCCAGGGAAGCCACUGGCACCAAAGUGAACCAGGAUGCAGAGCUCCCUAGCUUUGUAGAGCUGUCUUCUGACUGUACAGAGCCAUCGCCAAGGAGUUCACAACUCUGCGGAUCUAUGAGACAAUGUUUAGAGAAAAGACAGUUUCCUGCAGAGAGAAACACAGAUCGUAAGGAAGCUGUUGUUAAUGAUCCGUUAAGGUUAAAUGAAGAGACAAGCCCCGAUCCAGAUUGCAGUGGUAGAUUUAGAAGGGCACCUGGGCUCACGCUGACAGCAAAGUAUCCGCCUCCAGAGAACAAAGGAACUGCUGACUUGUCAGCUUUGCCGGGGCACCUGGCUGCGUUCCAACACGCCUUCCAGAAGGAGCGAGAAAUGCGUGUAGCUUUGGAAAAGGAGAUAGAAAGACUGGAGUCGGCCCUGUCUCUGUGGAAACGGAGGUACGAAGACCUGAAAACAUCAAAGGCGCCGCGUGGGAAAGAGCUUUUAUUUAGUUGCAUAUUCUUCAUGAUAAACAAGAAAAUGCAAUGGAAUAGCUAUUGAGGGAAACAAGAGUCAGAAUCUCAGUAUAGCAGAGACAGUGUCAUCUGUGAGCUCAGAUCUGAGCUAGAGAGACUGCAGGCUGACAACACCUUGGAGUGGGACAAGAGAGAAAUACUUGAAUCAGAAAAACAAAGACUGGAAAGAGAAAACAGAAAGUUGAAGAUCCAGGUGGAAGAAAUGAAAGAGCUCCUCGAAAGGAAAAACAGAUUGAGCGCAGACAUCCAAGGCCCUGCUACGAAGAUAUCACAAAUGGACCUGCACGGACAGCCCAAGGAAAUGGUAGAGCUUCAGCACGCCUUCCAGAAACUCAGCAGAUAAUAGGAGGCAAAGGCGGCCGAAGUGACUCGUGCAAACAACCGAGCAGAUCACAAUGGAGCAGAAGUGAAAGGACUGAGACUUCGCGUGGAAGAACUCGAACUGGGGCUUGAACAAAAGGAGGAUGAGGGACUCCUAAGUGAUCUCAUGCCAUGGAAGUAA
Molecule: messenger RNA, 1452 nt
Organism: Dipodomys ordii (Ord's kangaroo rat)
Lineage: Eukaryota; Metazoa; Chordata; Mammalia; Rodentia; Heteromyidae
Gene: Ccdc102b
Product: coiled-coil domain containing 102B
Exons: 7
Source: RefSeq, a predicted model, not a curated record